This is a messenger RNA of Euleptes europaea (tarantolino), 985 nucleotides long. RefSeq names its product aldo-keto reductase family 1 member B1-like. Gene Ontology annotation, cellular component: cytosol. The transcript is spliced from 10 exons. Bases 5 to 955 code for a protein of 316 amino acids. Gene Ontology annotation, molecular function: aldose reductase (NADPH) activity. Lineage: Eukaryota; Metazoa; Chordata; Lepidosauria; Squamata; Sphaerodactylidae. The record is from RefSeq and is a predicted model, not a curated record.
AGCCAUGGCCAAAUACGUGGAGCUAUGCACCAAGGCCAAGAUGCCCAUCCUUGGGCUGGGCACCUGGAAGUCUCCGCCAGGGAAAGUAGCCGAUGCGGUGAAGAAGGCCAUCGAUGUGGGAUAUCGCCACUUUGACUGCGCCUAUGUAUACCAGAACGAAGACGAAGUUGGCAGUGGAAUCCAAGAGAAAAUCAAGGCAGGGGUUGUGAAGCGUGAGGACCUCUUUGUUGUCAGCAAGCUUUGGUGCACAUUCCAUGAGAAACACAUGGUGAAGGGUGCAUGCAAGGCGACCCUGAAGUCCCUGAAGUUGGAUUACCUGGACCUCUACCUAAUCCACUGGCCUGUGGGAUUUAAGGCUGGCGACGAUCUGUUUCCUACCGACGAGAAAGGCAUGACUAUAGCCAGCAACACAAACAUUCUAGACACCUGGGAGGCCAUGGAAGAACUGGUGGAUGCCGGGCUGGUGAAAGCCAUUGGUGUUUCCAAUUUCAAUCAUGAUCAGAUUGAGAGAAUCUUGAACAAGCCGGGAUUGAAGCACAAGCCAGCCAAUAACCAGGUUGAGUGCCACCCCUAUCUCACCCAGGAAAAGCUGAUUCAUUACUGCCAGUCCAAAGGGAUUUCUGUCACUGCGUACAGCCCCCUGGGCUCUCCUGACAGGCCAUGGGCUAAGCCGGAGGAUCCAUCUCUCCUGGAUGAUCCGAAGAUUAAAGAGGUUGCUGCCAAGCACAAUAAAACUGCAGCUCAGGUCCUGAUCCGAUUUCAUAUCCAAAGAAAUGUGAUUGUGAUACCCAAAUCUGUCACCCCAGCGCGCAUUCAGGAAAACUUUCAGGUGUUUGACUUUGAGCUGUCCAAGGAGGAGAUGGAGACCAUCCUUAGCUUCAACCGGAACUGGAGAGUAUGUGCCCUGAGCACGAGUGCUCAGCACAAAGAGUAUCCUUUCAAAGCUGAGUAUUAAAGCCCUGUUCUCCUGCAAGUCAGAGAGCGG